CUUAUUUACACAUUAAAAAACAAAAAAAAAAACAAAAACAAAAUUCCUUUAUUUUCGAUACGGAAAUCUCAAAUACCUUCCUCUUUGUUCUUCCCCUAUUUCGAGUGUUUUGUAGUUCAUCUUCUAUUUCCCAGUCUUAACUGAAAACACUUUCAUUGCCAUUGCUACAGAACAUAGCAAAAGGGUUCUCUGCUCUCUACCAGGGUAAUUGUUGUUCUUCUAGAUAUAAAUCUGGUUCUGCAUUCCUAUAUUAUUGGUAAAGGCACCGAGUUCUCUGCUCUUCAUUCUGUUGGUCAACCAUGGAUGACUCCAAGGAAGAUACUCCUGUUUUCCUCGACCGUACAUCUCGGCCUACCAGGGGGAAGAGGAUGACCAAAUUGUUAGAUGAUGAAGUUGAAGUUGACGAGUUGUUUUGGAACCAGGAGGCUCUUAAAGAUGAAGAGGAUGAUGUUAACUAUGAGGAAGAGGGAGAAGUUGCUGAUGAAUUCGAUAGUGACUUCGAUGAAGAUGAGCCGGAGCCAGAAGAAGCGGACAACAAUGAAGUAGAUGAAAGGGUGCGACAAAAGAAGCGGCUGAUAUAUCCAGGGAAGACUUUGGUGAAGAGAAAGCAAAAGAAGAAGAAAGUGCUCUCCGAUUUGGAAGAUCAUCAUAAGGAUGAUGAGGAGGAAGAGACUGAUAAAAAAAAUGAACAGCCCACUGAACAACCUCAGGAUGCCCCUGAGGAUGUUGAAGGAGAAAGAAUUGUGAGGAAGUCUACGAGAACAGCAGUUAUCAAUAGACAAGCGGAGAGAGAUGCCAUACGUGCAGCCUUGCAAGCUACCAUGAGGCCAAUAAAGAGGAAAAAGGAAGGUGAAGAGAAGAGGAUGACCCAAGAAGAAAUGCUCUUGGAGGCUGCCCAAACAGAAAUCAUGAACUUGAGGAAUUUGGAGAAAGUUUUAGCAAGGGAGGAAGAAGUUAAGAAAAGAGCAAUUAUACAUAAAGCUGUCUACAGUGGUCCACAAAUAAGAUACUAUUCAAAAGAUGGUUGUUCUUAUCUGGAAUUUAGUAAAGGGUUGUCAUUUCAGUCGCAGAUAUCAACAACACCUGUUCCAUAUCCUGAGAAAGUUGUCUGUGCAGUUACUGGGUUACCUGCUAAAUAUCGUGAUCCAAAGACAGGGUUGCCUUAUGCCACAAAAGAAGCAUUUAAAAUUUUACGCGAGCGUUUCCUAUAUGAAAAUCGUGGUGUCCAGAAAGACAUGGACAUGGGAAAUUUGUUCGAUUCGCUUUCUACGAAUGGUUUUUCAGCAAAGCGGAAAAGAUCAGUUAUGCCAGAUAAAAGAGAACUGUCAUAUUCUCGACAUUUUGCACGUUUCCGCCAAAUUCCAGCACUAGAAGAGGAAGUUUCAGAUUAGCAGGAGUGAAACCUUUUGACAAAGUAAAAGAGGUUGAGAUGUGCCAUCAUUCAUUAGAGGAAGUGUUGACCAAGCCCUAACAUAAUGAAAGGCAAGUGAUUUAAAAUUUCCAUGCAUAAGUUUUGAUGUAGUCAAGUUAGAAAAUGGUAAGUUUUUUAAUUUUUGUUCUCUUUCUCCCCCAGAAUGUUAAUAUGUACUAAUUUCACUGUUGUGGUAUCGGAUGGCAACCUUAAGAUCUUUCACUGAGGAUACUAAUUGGCUGAGGUUGCAGCUGCACUAAAUUACGCUAGAAAACACACAUGAAAGUAGUCUUUUAUUUGUAUAUAAACUAAGCUUUAUUGAUUUAAUGUUGGAAGCGUGUUUGUAUUUUUUCCCAAGCCUUGUUUGUUAGAGCUUAAGUUUUUCGUAAUGAAAGUUUUGUUGUUUAUUUUAAGCUGAUACCAAUGUUACCUUUAUUCUUGGAAGCUAGAGUACAUUUUGUUAAAAGAUGAGGUUCUUAUUUAAUCUUUUAAA
Molecule: messenger RNA, 1904 nt
Organism: Cannabis sativa
Lineage: Eukaryota; Viridiplantae; Streptophyta; Magnoliopsida; Rosales; Cannabaceae
Product: SWR1 complex subunit 2
Exons: 13
Coding region: 300-1391 (363 amino acids)
Biological process (GO): chromatin remodeling; regulation of DNA-templated transcription
Cellular component (GO): nucleus
Molecular function (GO): ATP-dependent H2AZ histone chaperone activity
Source: RefSeq, a predicted model, not a curated record